Messenger RNA from Nerophis lumbriciformis (worm pipefish), 1305 nucleotides. The record is from RefSeq and is a predicted model, not a curated record. Lineage: Eukaryota; Metazoa; Chordata; Actinopteri; Syngnathiformes; Syngnathidae.
AUGGGGAUUGUGAGAGGUAAAGUGCUGGCCCAUUGCGCUCUGGUUCUGCUGAGUCUGUGGCUGUGCACCCAUUCACUGCCCAUUGGUGUGGACACAAGCAAUGAGAACACAGAGGAUAAACUGGAUGCCCCACAAAGUGUUAACACUGGGCUGCACUAUGACCGCUACCUCAGGGAGGUCAUCGAAUACCUGGAGAAAGACCCCCACUUUCGGGAGAAGUUAGAAAACGCCAACAUGGAGGACAUCAAACAAGGUAAACUUGCCAAAGAGCUGGACUUUGUCCACAAUAACCUACGCACCAAGCUGGAUGAGCUUAAGCGGGAGGAGAUGAACAGGCUACGGAUACUCAUCAAGGCCAAACACGACCUCCAGGCAGGGGACGGCUGGAAAGUUGACCACCUGGCCUUGCUCAAACAAUUUGAGCACCUCAACCAAGACAAUCCACAUUCGUUUGAGCCGGAAGACCUGGACCGCCUCAUCAAAUCUGCCACAAAGGACCUGGAACACUUCGACAAAGAGCGCCAUGAUGAGUUCAAGCGCUACGAGAUGAUGAAGGAGCACGAGAGGCGGGAGAAGCUGAAGGCCAUGACAGAGGAGGAACGCAAAAAAGAGGAGCAGCACCACGAGGAGAUGAAAAAGAAGCACGCUGAGCAUGCCAAAGUCAACCACCCGGGAAGUGAGGAUCAGCUGAAGGAGGUGUGGCAGGAGUCCGACGGUCUUGACCCGAAUGACUUUGAUCCGAAGACCUUCUUCAAAAUGCACGACAACAACGGUGAUGGUUUCUUUGAUGAGAAUGAGCUUGAAGCCCUCUUCACGAAAGAGCUUGAGAAAGUCUACAACUCCAAGAACGAGGAAGACGACGACAUGGUCGCGAUGGAGGAGGAGAGGCUACGCAUGAGAGAGCAUGUCAUGGCUGAGGUGGACACCAACAAAGACAGACUGGUGUCACUCGCCGAGUUCAUGGCGGCCACGAAGAAGCAAGAGUUCCAACAAAAGGAGGAGUGGGAGACAUUAGAGCAGAAAAACUUCUUCACUGAGGAGGAGCUCGCAGCAUAUGAGCAGCAGCUGGCCAAAGAGGGCAAGAUGAUCCUGGAUCAGGCAGUGGAGCUGCAGAAGCAGAGGGAGGAGCUCCAAAAGAAGCAGGAGGAGCUCAACGCUCAGAAGCAGGGCCUUCAGCAGGCUGUUGAUGAACUGCAAAGAAAAAAAGCCCUAUCCCAGUCCAACGUUAAAGAGUCUGAAGCAAUGGGAGUUGGAAGUGAACCGGUGCUAAAUGUGCAGCCCACACAAACGCCCUCUGUGCUCUGA